Messenger RNA from Panicum virgatum (switchgrass), 5156 nucleotides. Its product is annotated as F-box/LRR-repeat protein 13-like. NCBI's taxonomy places the organism in Eukaryota, Viridiplantae, Streptophyta, Magnoliopsida, Poales, Poaceae. The record is from RefSeq and is a predicted model, not a curated record. The coding region runs from base 388 to 1494 and encodes 368 amino acids. Gene Ontology annotation, molecular function: protein binding. The transcript has 3 exons.
CCACCCUGCCGCCGCCGCCGCUGCCGCCGGCCGUGGACCCAGUGCUCCACCUCAGUACCUCACCCAUCCCCGUCGCCGGUCACCGGCCCAUCGCAUAUCUAGCCCCGCCGCUAGUCCUCCGGUCGUCCCCGACCUUUUUUCUAUGACCGGAAUGGAGCUCCGGCCCUCAAACCUUGGAACCUGAUCCUAAGUUCCUAACCUCGCCGCCUUGACCACCACCCCGGCCGGACGCUCCCCUCACGUCCCACCGCUCCCUCCCACUCCGGCGACCGAGCAUGGCGGCGCGCGAGCGGUUGGGCUGCUGCCCUGUUCGACUCCCCAAAUCCCAAUCGGAUAGGGGCGAGACCAGAUCACUCCACCUCCACUGUUUGCUUCCCCCUCUUCCUCAUGGAGCCGCCAGCCACCAGCCGCCGCGGCACGGACGACCUCAUCAGCGGCCUCCCCGACGAGAUCCUGCACUGCGUCCUCCUCCUCCUCCCAUCCACCGCAGCCGCCGCGCGCACCAGCCUCCUCUCCCGCCGCUGGCGCCACGUCUGGGCCCACAUGCCCGAGCUCGUCUUCAGCUGGGGCGAUCCGCAGGACGAUCCUGUGCCGGCCUCCUCGGUCUUCCAUGACUCCGUCGACGCCGCCCUCAACGCCUACUCCGCCCCGACCCUCCGACGCCUCGAGAUCCACAUGGACAUACACGCCAGCCUCGUCCCCGCCCACCGUAUCGCCCGGUGGCUGCGCUUCGCCUCCCGGCGCCUCGCCGGAAGGUUAGAUCUCUACCUCCCAGCGCUAGGGGACGAGGAGGGUAGUCAGGGGUUCGAUCUACCUGUCUGUGAGAGGGCGACAGAGAUCAAGCUCUUUCUCCGACCAAAAAUUGUGUUCCGGCUGCCACUAGCCGGUUCCUUCGCGGCGCUGACCAAUCUACGGAUAAUCUUGUCCACCAUGAAUGGUGGCGAGCUGGGACGUCUCGUCUCGUCGCGGUGCCCAUGCCUUCGGAAGCUUUUCGUACUAGUCACGCUGGCCGACGACUGCGAUGUCUCCAUACGCUCCGAAUCUCUGGUGUCUCUCUUCUACUACGCAAACACGGGCAAGCUAGAGAUACACACCCCAUUUCUGGAAAAGAUCUCUGUGUCUCUAGUCGCUGAGGCCUACAUCGUCGCCCCAAAUCUAAAGAAGGUUGCUUGGCACGACGACCCCUAUGAUCCCAGCCGCCACCAGCUUGCUGUGGUCAAUCGCCAUCUGCAACGGCUUUGGAUCAAGCAAACUUCCAUGCUACGGAUGAGGCUAUUUGACACUGUCAAUGAGCUGAGGCUGGAUCUUUCAAUUUCUCAGGGAGUUGAAGGAUACCAGAGCUUCCUAAAGGACACAGACAAGGUUCCUGCAUGUGAAACAUUGUGUAUAAAAUCAUGGACGAAUCCCCAUGCUUUUGCACCAACCAUGUUGCAUCUCCUUGGGCGAUGGAGAUGUACAAGGAAGUUGAAAUUAUAUGUUCAGAAUUGCAGUUAAUCAGUGUUACCUGUAGAAUCUUUUUGUGUCCAGACUGCUCUGCUAAACAAAAGGAUGUAACCUAACACAGCCAAAUUUUUUCAACACUCAUCAAUAGUCUGAGAACUUAUUGUAAUGGCAGGAUAUUGGAAGUUACAACUUUUAGGUCAGUCUAUCUGCUGUGUGAACCAUAUUUGUUUAAUAUUUUGUGAAAUUGCCUUUUUUAUUAUGUUUGCAUUUAUUUAUAAAGCUUGGAGGUUUCUUUCCCUCCAUGUUCAAUAUAUUCAAGGCCUAUUUGACAGCACUCCAAUUCCUGGAUUCAUGCAGGAUAUGGAGUUCAUAGGCUAAAAUAAAUUUGUUUAAGCCUGUAGUUUGAGUCUAAAAUGUAGGAAAAUGGCUUUACUCAAACAUUCCAUUUUUAGUCCUGGCUCUAGGUCCACAGGAUUUUUGUUGGUUUUUUUUAAAUUCUUGAAGCGAGGUAUCCUACCAAACAGGCUCUAAAUUUCAAAAUGUUAGCGUAUGGAACUACAUAGGUUGUUUCUGGAAAUCAAUUGUCUAGUUAUAUGCUUUUCUCAGUCUUUUAUAUUGUACAAAUAAGUGAUAAUUAUUUUUUGGAAUCACUGUUGUUGGAGUGGGCUUGAUGUUAAGAUGCUCCUAGGCUGACAUGGCUAUAAUCAUAAUCUCAACAAAUCAAACUGUUAGAGUAUAUUUGGUAGUUUAGAUAUUGUAUCCAGACUGCCAUACAUAUCCGGUGGGGUUGCCUUGCACCCCAAGUCUUGUACUCUUAUAUAUACCGGCCGAGGCCUCAAGCUAAUACAAUCCAUCAUUACACCAAUUCUAUCCUUUCUACAUGGUAUCACGAGAUUAGGGUUUGAGAUCCUAGGCUAUCUUCCGCUGCCCUAACCCUAGCGCCACCGGCGCCCCUCCUGCCUCCUGCGUGCCGCCGGCCGUCCCCCACGGCUCCCAUCUAGGGCGCCCCCUCGACGGCCUCCUAGCGCGCCCCAUGGAGGUCCCCCAUGACCUCCGCCGGGGGCAGCGCCCUCCAUCGCGGCGGAUCGAGUUAAUCCGCCGCCAUCCUCGCGUCUAGCAGCAGCAGAUCGUGACGUACCUCGUCACCGCCGCCAUGAAAGCUGUCGUCGACGACCCCGAUCUGCGCUGCCGUGGUGGCAGCCGCAGUCUCCUCCGGCGUCCGUGCCCUACCCCGUGCUGCCGUGGUGGCAGCAGGGGCCCCGACACAGCGCGUCGACCUCGUCGCCGGCGGCAUGCAUGACGGCGCCGCCCUUCACCGCGCGGGCUCCAGCCGCCGCAAGGGAGGGAGCCGCCCGGCUUCAACCGCCCCUCCGCGGCCCCUCCCGGCGGGGAGCCGCCCGGCGCAGGACCUCCAGCGCCGCCGCAGGGAGCCGGCCGCCUGCCUCCCUCAUCGCUGUCCGCCGUUCCUCUCUCUCUCACUCUGUUUCUUCCGCUUCAGAUGCGGUCAUUGACCGUGACGGGUGAGAAGGAAAAAGAGGAGAUUGAGAGGAUUGCGCUACGCGCACCCAGAGGUGCUACACGAGCUGCUGCUGAUUUGUUUUUUUGGUAAUUCCUCUGCUUUUUACUCGAGCACUGCUCGAGAUUGAGUCGCCCACCGCCCGUCGACCGCACGCCUCUACUUCGACAUCAGCAUCGACUUCACCGGCCUCUUCUUCGUCUUCGACUGUGCGGCAUAGCGACAUGGACGGUGCCCUAGGGGACGCCCAUCUGUGCCGCCUGCCUCGUCGCCUCGUCCGCACGUCGAUCUUCGCCGGCUCGUCGUCGCCUCCACCGAUCGGGACGCCUCCACCAACUUCUCCCAUCGUCGUCUCGCCUCGCGCAUACUCGGUCUGAUCAGCCGACAUGCGCAAUCCACCUGGCUCCCGUGACAUCCGUCAUCGUAUUGCGCGCCUCUUCCCCGAGUAUGGAGGGUGGUCGCUGCUUCGCCUCUUCGGGCAGCAGCGGUACAGUCCGUGGUGUUCCUCGUCGUUGCAUCUUCACCGCCGCCGACUACGUCCUCGACUUUGUCCACUUCGACCGCAUCUUCCACAUCGUCUACGACUAGGUCAGUGCACGCCUUGCGCGCACAUGGUCUUCCCCGAGCUGUUCGAGUUCGUCGCCUUCUUCGAGCUCCGCCGCCGCGUCCUCCGGAUCAUCAGGCCUUGCGCCAGAUCGUCCGGGGUUACCUCGUCGCUUCGUCCAGCACCACCUCGUCGCCAUCGUCGCCGUCCAUUUCUACCCCUUCGUCUACUCCAGCAACUGCGGGCUACAUCGGCAUCUUCUUCCUCGCCGUUCUUCUGCGCCUGCGACCGUCGUGGAGGCCUUCUCUGCUGGUCCCUUAGACAACGACGUCUUGGUGGUGCACUCUCCCUUGCACGUCCGGUCUUGGCAACACCGGUGCGUGCCAUCGUCCCCGAUGCAUUCACGGGUCUGGCAAACCCGGGGAUGUGUCGCUCGAUGGCGUGUCUGCGUCGACUGCGGCAUCGACUCUCUUCGACUGCCUCGACGUGUCGCCAUCUUCGUCUCCGGCGUCGUCUCCGUUACGCCUCCACAAUGGCGCUUCCUAGUGUGCCCGCGGCUUCCUGUGCGGCUCCUUACAAUCGGCGACCUCGACAGCUCACCAUCGACCACGGCUACCCUACGCAUGACUUCCUCGACCACGGCUACUUGCUCCAGUUUGGCUUCUUCGACAUCGGCACAAAGGGCUACCAUCCACAUGAGUUUCUCGCCGGUUCUCUCCAGUCGCAGCAUCCGCAUUGCGCCGACGCUACAACUGCGGGGGGAUGUCAGUCCGUCGGUUUCUACCUUCGGCUUCUCCUCCAGCCUCACCGUCUGCAGUGCUCCCACUGUGACUGCGGGGGGAUGUUAGAGUAUAUUUGGUAGUUUAGAUAUUGUAUCCGGACUGCCAUACAUAUCCGGUGGGGUUGCCUUGCACCCCAAGUCUUGUACUCUUAUAUAUACCGGCCGAGGCCUCAAGCUAAUACAAUUCAUCAUUACACCAAUUCUAUUCUCUCCUACACAAACUCUUAAUAUGGUAAUGCUUACACAUGCUUGAUAUAUCACAAGUUCACAACUUGAUGUAUGCAUAUCAACAGGGGUCUGAUAUCAGUCAAGUGCAAACUUAACAUAGAUUUUAGAAUAUAACUAUUUUCUGCUAACAUUAUUUUUUCUGGUGUUCAGAAGAUAGAGCGUUGCAGGAUGUCGGGCUGUCCAUGUCGUCUGCCAGAGAGUUACAGGGCUGACAACAUUACCUUUGAUUCACUUGAGGAGAUAGAAAUCAAUAACUUCAGAGGUUCACGUGAACAGGAGAAUUUGGUAAAGUUUCUGCUAUCUAGAUGCAAUGCAGAAACACUAAAAAGUUUGGAAAUUAUCAUGCCGUACCAGUUUGUUUCUUCAAAGAUCAAGGGGGUAUGCGAGGAAAUCCGCAGCAUUUGUCAUCCAAACAGCAAUGUCAAAUUGAAUGUGAUGGGCGACAUGGGGCUGGAGCCAUUUCUGUUUUAAAAUGAUAUUUUUUUUUUUACUCCAGCUAAGAGGAUUCCCUCUAGUAAUGUACUUGCAGUGCUGAGUAGCCUUUAGUCUUACAACUGUAGUCAUGUAAGCCUUGGAAUAGUGCUGAGUUCAUUAGCACCAAACUCUACUAUUGAAUAUAAGUUAACUGCAAAUUUCUAUUAAUA